This is a messenger RNA of Brassica rapa (field mustard), 2289 nucleotides long. RefSeq lists its product as uncharacterized. NCBI's taxonomy places the organism in Eukaryota, Viridiplantae, Streptophyta, Magnoliopsida, Brassicales, Brassicaceae. Gene Ontology annotation, biological process: regulation of gene expression. Gene Ontology annotation, cellular component: peroxisome. The record is from RefSeq and is a predicted model, not a curated record.
UUGAAAUAGGCGCAUCAUGUCUAGGCUUUGAUGCAUGUAAAUGCAAAUACAUGUUCAAACUAGGCCUGCUGGGUUCGGUUUCUUCGGUUGGUUUGGAAUUCGGUUAGUUCGGGUCAUUCGAAAUUUCAUCGAAGUGAAAAAAAAAAAGUUCGAUUCGGUUUUUGUUUUCACAAUUUUUUACCGAAGUUUUCGAUUUUGCGGUUAGUUUGGUUAAAUUAUUGGUUUAAAUUGAAUAAAAUUUGUAAAUUUGGUUAGUUCAAUUCGGAUUCAGGUUAGUUUGGUUAUUGAAAUUGAUAACCAGUUUUUUUUUUCACCUAACUUUUGAACCGAACGUUUCGGUUAGGUUCGGCAAAUUUAGUUCGGUUAAAAAUCCCAGCCUCUAUAUGGUUCUGUUGAUGAUAUAUAGUUCAAAACAUGCGAGGCAGAACUUAUAGAUAAGACCGCAGCCAUAAAUAAAACCCUCUCUCAUCUCAUCCGUAGACUUAAGACAUUCUCAAAGGUUCUAUCUGUUGAAAAGUAAAUUUGAUUUGGAUCAUAUUAUUGAGCUAAUAAUUCACUAAUCAUGUUUAGCCCAAAUUUAGCCAAAUAUCUAGAAUUAAUCUAACACCUCCUUAAGAUAAAGAUCUAGAUAUUGUUAUAGAAAUAUAUCUAGAUAAUUAAGAUAAAAUAAUCUAGAUAUUAUGUUAUAAUUAUCUAGAUUUAAAAUUAAAAUAUUUGAGAUAUUUUGUAAAAAGACGUUAUAAAUACCCCCACUCUCUUCUCAUUUUGAAUCAUCAAAAAACAAUUCAAGUUCCUAACAAUUAUCCAAGUAAUAAAAAUCAGCUUCUAAGUUAUAAAAACAUUUUUUCUUCAUAAAGUUUCAUUCUCUUCACACUUCCUCCAUAUUUACAAGAGUUUUUCAUUCCAACACUCUCAUCUCCAGAUCUCAUCCGUGGAACUAUGGGCGAAGAAGGCAAGAUUAUCGAUUUUGAGUCCGGGAGGCUGACACUCUUGUUCUGGAACAUGGAUGACUACCCAAUCCCUGUUGGUACUAGCGAUGAUCUUGGUGCUGUUAGUAGCAAUAUGUUUGAAGCUCUUCAUCAAAUGGGCUUUCGUGGGUAUAUGAGAAUGCAAGUGUAUUCUGAGCAGCAACGCGAGAGCUACGAUAAAGACUGGUGGAUGAAGAGCCUUAUCAGUUACGUACCCAAAUGUAAGUCAUAUUCGGCUGAUUUUUACAAAUUGCCGGAUAUCACUCUCGAUAUCAUUACUUUGACAUCAAGUGUGGGACCAGGACCAUCAAAUGUGGCCUUAAUCGCAAAGCCAAAUGGGGAGUUACUUAGGGUUCUGCGGUGUUUGAAAUCGAGGGGUCACGAUGUUCUCGUCAUAGACACCCCGCCUUGUUGUCCUCCUCUCUUUAGUGUAGAAUCUCUACUUGAGCAUGCACGACUUUUAGAUGGAGCAAAGCCUAGAUUCAAAGCUUUGUUAUCUGAUUAUAUGUAUUUGGAUGAUAUCGACGAAAAGGAUGUAGAGAUCCAAGAAGAUCUCUCCAAGACGGUAGAUUUCUCCGAGCGCAUCCCAACCGUCAAAGGGAUUAGGACAGCCGUCUUCUGGGAUGCCGUGGAUUGCCCAUUCCCUCUUUCUUCCUCUCCUGAUGAGAUCUACCACUCUAUCUCAUCAGCUCUUGUGGAAAGGGGUUCUAGUGAUAAGAUUACAAUCUGGGCCUAUCUUGAUGAUGAUGACAAGAAAGUUUCACUGGGUGGUAACAAGGAGUGGGCUUCCAGAAUCCACUUUCUUCCCGGAGGUGGGGAUUCUAGACGUAAUCGAAUGUUAAAUGACAUUUAUUUAUGGGUAAGGGACUCUCCUAGGUCGAACAGGAGGUCUUGUGAUACUAAUUUGCUCAUAUUCUCCGAUCAGUUCCAUGAUGACGCCUACUUCACCGAUGUGCUUCAACAAUUGAGUAAAAAAGUUUACAGGCUUCUCUUAGUCACUCCCACUCAGGACAUCAACGAACCAGAAAGCCCUGCAUGGCCAGGAUUGCUUAUAGAUGAAGGAGCAUACUGUUUUCGUGGCACCUGAGUGGUCGGGUUGGGUCUGGGCUGUUACCUGAAUUGCUUGCGUCACAAGAAGAAAUGGUUACAGCGGUGAUUUUAUAUCAAACAAUAAAAAAAAACUCGGUUUUAUUUUCGUUUCUAGCUUACAAAGUUAAUUGCCUAUGGUUUCCUUUUUAACUUUCAUUUGAACGUAAGACUUAUUGUAUCUUUUUAUGUUAUGUUUGAUUAGUCAAAACAGAAGCAUGCCUUUUUUUGACCA